Molecule: messenger RNA, 891 nt
Organism: Pseudovirgaria hyperparasitica
Lineage: Eukaryota; Fungi; Ascomycota; Dothideomycetes; Acrospermales; Acrospermaceae
Product: alpha/beta-hydrolase
Exons: 3
Coding region: 91-813 (240 amino acids)
Molecular function (GO): hydrolase activity
Source: RefSeq, a predicted model, not a curated record
GCCUCUUAUUCUUACAAAACUUUUUCCUUCCAUUUCUGUUGCAACAGCUAUUGGUUAUUCCAACACACGUCAGAUCCAUCGCCACCAGUCAUGGUGUCCUUCGUUUGUGCCCUUAUUGGCCUGUGUGCUCGUCUGGUGUCCUCUUUGGCUAUUGAUUCGCGCACAAAUUGCUACUCCGGUGCAUUCAUCAUCAGCCUCCAUGGAUGCAAUGGUCGUGGAGCUGAACAGGGCUACGAAAAGAACUACACAGACCCUCUACUAGUAGCAAUUCCGGACUCCUUUCGAUAUGUACUUCCUUAUGAUGGGUCCUGCGACGACUUAUACACGUACUAUGACACUGUGAACGCAGGGGUUAAUACUCUCAAGAGCGCCAUCGAAGACUACGCGGAAGCAUGCCCAAGCAGUAAAAUUAUCAUUGUUGGGUAUAGCGAAGGAGCCCAUGUCACCCUGAACACUCUUGGUGGAAACCAAACCGAUGGUACAUCGCCAUUAGGAUUAAGUUAUGGCACGCAAAUCGUGUCUAUUUUGACCUUUGGUGAUCCGUCCCGAGCGAUGGCUCAGUCAUACAACCGAGGCACAAACAAAGCCGUAUCAGGCGUCUUUGCGCGUGGCGCAUCGUCGUUGCCGAACCUUGGCUUUUAUGCCGCGCGUCUCCUUUCGUAUUGCGACCUAGGCGACAUAUUUUGUGCACCUAACACCAUUGGAGUUGUGGACGAUGUUCAUGGGAGCUACUUCACAGGAGCUCAUUACGUUAACGAAGCUGUAUCGAUCGCCGUUGAGCAAUUCUAUAAGCCGCUAGGUCGACAUGAGUGAUUCGCAGGAUAAUGUGGUCGUUAAAAAGCUCUAGGAUAGAUGGCAAUAUUCCUCAUUAUUACAGUUUGCUCCUCUCCC